GCAUUGUGGGCGCCCAGUUGCUGCUCUCCGCCCGCCCGGUUUGCCUGCUUGCCUGCCUGAGGCGGACACGCGUGACGCUCGCCUCGUCUGGAAUUUCCCGCUUCUGGGCAUCGAAGACGCGGCCAGGGAUGGGGACGGAGCUCGGGCGGCGCCUGCUGGCUCCUCUGUCCCCGCUAACCCUGCUGCUUCUGCUGGGGCUGCCGCCUGGGACCUCCAGCUUCACUGCCUCCCUAGAUAGCGACUUUACCUUCACGGUGCCUGCCGGCCAGAAAGAGUGCUUCUUCCAGCCCAUGCAGAAGGAGGCCACGCUGGAGAUCGAGUAUCAGGUUCUAGAUGGAGCAGGCUUAGAUGUGGAUUUUCUCCUAAUAUCACCAAAACAUGAAAUCCUAGUUUCUGAACAGAGAAAAUCUGAUGGUGUUCACACGGUGGAAACAGAGGAUGGUGAUUACAUGUUCUGCUUUGACAACACAUUUAGCACCCUGUCGGAGAAGGUGAUUUUUUUUGAACUGAUCUUAGAUAACAUGGGAGAUGAAGAGCAAGAAGACUGGAAAAAGUAUAUCACUGGCACAGAUCUAUUAGACAUGAAGUUAGAAGAUAUUCUGGAAUCUGUCAAUGGUGUGAAGGCCAGACUAAGCAAAAGCAUUCAUAUAAUGACGUUGCUCAGAGCGUUUGAGGCUCGUGAUAGAAAUAUACAAGAAAGCAACUUUGACAGGGUAAACUUCUGGUCCAUGGUCAACUUGGUAGUAAUGGUUAUAGUGUCAGCUGUUCAGGUCUACAUGCUGAAGAGUCUUUUUGAAGAUAAAAGGAAAAUUAGAACUUAGCACCACAGUGUCAUAAAAGCAAGAAACUGGGGGAAAUGCAAUAUACUACUAUGGAAGAAGAGGGGGUGAUGUUUCCACAGUUGUUUUGGAUGGACAAUAAUUAAUAUUCAAAUGACUUUUAAAUGUGAGCAAAGUGCCUUUCUUUGCUCCAAGAAUUUUCAGCCAGUUUUUAGACUCUAUACAUAACCUGUCUGAAUUUUUGUGACCAUCUACUUUGCACAAAAUACAGGAGCAAGUUCAGAUUUUUAAUAUUUGCCAUAUUUGUGUAUGUGCAACACACACACAAAUAUACAUACACACUGUCUUAACUACUGCCAGCCUAAAAAGUAAGAUAUUUUAAAAGCAAACAAACAAAAACCAAACACCAAACCCCACUUUGGCUCAUAAAGUUACGAGCUGAAGAUAAGUAUUCAGUAUUCCAAUUUUUCUAAACUGCAAAUCUGUUAAAGACAUAUUUGCUGUGGGCAAAGUGUUACUCCACUUGUUUGAGUGGGUGUUUGGGAAGACUCUUGUGACUGACUUGUAGUAAUUAAGAAAACGACUCAGCAGAAUUAACUGCUAGCAAUGUAUUGCUUCUAAGAUCUAGCUGUGUUAGCAUUCUCUUUCUAUGAGUGAAGCAGUCCCUUGAUAUCAAAAUUAUGUUUCACAUUAUGUUUAAUAAACAUAAGAUCAAUCUAAGGCCUAGAAAGUAGCUUUGCUUAUGUACACUUAUAGGUUUAUUGUUCAGACUUUUUUGGCUAUUGACAACUGAUUGUAAAGGCAAAAAUAUAUAGUUGGAAGGCAUUUAGUUAGUGAAAGGAAUAAUGGCUCAAACACUAUUUCCAAUAGUGUACUGAAAAGAAAAAAUUAUGCUAGAUUGUGUUAAUGUUUUAAUCUCAUAGGUGCCUGGGGAUCCUAGCAUCACAAUUCAAUUAUAAUUUAUUUUGCACAUUUUGGAGAUUGCUUGAAUCUUCCAUUUACUCUGCCAUUCACAGAUCAGAGAGGUCACACAGGUACAUCUGUGUGUUUUAAACCAGAGGUCCUCAACCCCCAGUCUGCGGAUCAUCCAGGAUUGGGCCGCGGAUACACAUCUCCUACCCCCUCUGCGAGAGCUGUCGUGCACAUGCACGCGAGUGUGCCAUGUGCAUGUGCAAGCAUGCUCUGCCCCUGCAAGCGUGCAGUGCAUGUGAGCACCCCCUGCGAAUGCAAGGUGUGCAUGAGCGAGCUUCACCCCCCUGCAGGCGCACCCCCCCGAACUAGUCCGCAGUUGGGAAGAUUGGGGACCACUGUUUUAAACUAACCUUACCAUUAUAUGCUUUCCACACAUAGCACCACAAGAUAGAUUUUAUAAACUUCAGAGCUCUAAGCAUGGUAAGAAUGACCUGCAUGCAGAGCCACAAUCCAAACAGUGGGGAAGAGAGUUAAAAAACUUGUUUCAUUUCAAAUACAAAUUUGCCCUAAAGACUGACAAUGUUUGAUCUUGACAAAAAGUCACGAUACAGAUUUUUCAAAGAGCAGACACCAUAGAUCCUUUGCAAUACGUAUUUGCUUAUUGUUUUCUUGAUCGCUUUAUGCCGAAUUGCUCCUAAACAUACAACUUAAUACAAGUAGGCAGGAUAAGCAUGAGCCAAAGAGUGUUUAGAGGGACUUAAUCUCUAGGAAGUCUUGCACCCUGACUUUGAAUAAAAAACUGAACUAUUACUCGCUAGAAUAUUUCGUUGGAAAACAAAUAGUGCACGUUUUCUUUUUUGUUUGAAUACUGGCAUACUUGCAACGUGUGUGUCUUAUAUGAUUCCUCCAUUAAUGGGAACUUAAUCCAUCUUUAGUAUGAUUGCCAUACCGUUUUAUCAUGGAAAAUACAUACUUCCAAAAUUAUGCUUUUUAAUUGGAGCUGGCUCCUAAACACCCACACAUUUAAGUGGACAGAACGCUCUGUAAUAUGGUUGGAGUAAAUAUAGGAAUAUCUUCCACAAACUAUACAGUUAAGCAUUUACUAGAUUUUCUUUACUUUGGAUCACCAGAUAAUAAAAGAACCUUUUGAAAAUGCAUUUGUUAAAAUAGCCAAGAAAUAGAAUAAAACAUUAUUUGAGUAUAUUGUGAAGUAAUAUUGUUAUGACUAAAAGGAGAUAAUGGGUUUCCUGUUUCACACGCAGGUACAAAUUGUAUGCAGAUAUGCAAGCAUAAUUCAUGGAGGCAAGUCAAUUACUUAACUGCAGUUACAGUGGCAGUUCCCUCUGUAUCUCCAAUUCAUAAAUUUAACACAAUUAGUAGAAAUGAACUAAUUUCUAUGAGCCUAGCAUAAUUGGCUAAUAGGUGCCAUUUUUAUGGCUGACAUCUAUGAAAGCUUCAUGCAGUCCCGUACUGAUCAAUGUGAGGAGAGCCUUAAAGCUUCUACCUUCUGACUCAGGUGGCAAAAAUACAUGCAUGGUAUGAUCUACUGUAAAUAGGAACAGGAAAUGGAGUGUCUUCCUCCUAUAGGAAACCAAGGUAUUGAAAUGAGUACACCAGUCCAAAGUGGGUACCAGAAUUUAGACUGUGAAUGGCCUCUGGGCUAUAGCACUGUUAUGACGUCCUAUGAGAAGUUGUGACUAAUCCUUCUACCUCUGAUGUUUGGUUACUACUGAUGAGUCCUUACCAACAUACCCUCUAACUUUCAGCUCCACUGGGCAGUGCUCUGCCUUGUGCGUGUGCGCAACUCUGCCCCCUACGUGCAGGGUUCCAUCGCGACCGGAACCUAACAUGAUCACUGUGCAGAGGGGGAAGACAGUUGCAUAGAGGCAGGGAGAGGCGUGCACAUGCCCAGCUUAGAGGGAACCUUGGUCCUUACUAUGAUCCAGUUCUGACUUCCAACAAAAACCUUACUUCUAUAAUGUAGUUUAGUGAGCAUAAAUACUUUUUACCAUUUACUUUGGCACUCAUGGAUAUAUUGUACUGUUUCAUAAUGGUGAGAAAUUAAGCUUGUGAGAGUCAGCAAGUAAAAGAAUAAAUUUUUGUUAUUUGAACUAAAGAACAAAUGGCUAAAAUUGUGACUGUGAAAUAGAAAGAGCUAAUAAAAGGAUAUAAAACUGUG
Molecule: messenger RNA, 3870 nt
Organism: Pogona vitticeps (central bearded dragon)
Lineage: Eukaryota; Metazoa; Chordata; Lepidosauria; Squamata; Agamidae
Gene: TMED5
Product: transmembrane p24 trafficking protein 5
Source: RefSeq, a predicted model, not a curated record